Molecule: messenger RNA, 1092 nt
Organism: Penicillium longicatenatum
Lineage: Eukaryota; Fungi; Ascomycota; Eurotiomycetes; Eurotiales; Aspergillaceae
Exons: 3
Coding region: 1-1092 (363 amino acids)
Source: RefSeq, a predicted model, not a curated record
AUGCUUGGACUCUGGCAGUCCAAGAUGCCGGCAUUGGCCCUCGUGGUCUUGCUGAGCGGUCUCUCCCCAGCUGUGCUGGGAUUGCGAGUCACGUCCGGCUCCUCAUGUGCGGACAGCUGUAAUAAAUGGGGGGCGUCCACCAACACGACGGCCGAUGAGAUCUCGUGUGAGGACACUGCGUUCAACAACACAGUGAAGGGCAGGGACUUCAAAGACUGCAUUACCUGCGAGUUAGAAAGUACUUAUGAGGAUGAUAUCACUGGUGAGACUGAUGUGAACUGGGGCCUCUAUAACUUGCGAUUCGCGGUCUCGAGCUGUGUUUUCGGAUAUCCUGAAAGUAUCUCCAACUUAUCUUCUCCAUGCCCAGUGGCAUGUGGGACGGUCCAAGAAGCAGUGCAGUUCGAUCUUGAGGAUCCGAGUGCGGACAACCUGGAUACAUGGUGUAAUACUGCGUCCUUUGCAGACAACGUAAUCAACACCUGCGAGUUCUGCUACAACCUCACAGACAAUCAGGUCUACCUGGCAAACUUCCUCGAGUCCAUCCGAUACAACUGCCACUUCCCAACAACCAGCGGCGAUGAGUUCGCCGUUUCCCCUACGAGAAUCUUCUCGGAGUCUCUCCUCCCCUCAAGCAUGUCCCUCACAACUCCGGGCUCAAGCUCCUCCCAUGUAAACCUAGGCCUGGUGAUCGCGCUCCCCGUCCUAGCCUUCAUCAUCAUCUGCCUCGGUAUCGGAUCCUGCUGCUUCUUCUACAUCCGCUACCGCAGAAAGCGCACCCGCCAAAACCGUUACCAAGACCACCUGUAUGCCCGCUAUAAUGACACCACCAUUAGCACGCCCAUGCAUGGCCAUGGCGAUUGGAACCAGCAGCAAAUGUACUCCGACUACCAAGAGUUUGCGCAGAUGCACGCUGCUGGGUACGGAAAACAUGAAGGUUUCAAUGCGCAGUAUGGUCAGGCUCAUGAGAUGUAUGGUCUCAAGCCCAAGCAGGACAUCCAGCCGCAAGCCACAGAGAUAAAUGUUGCCGUGCCUCAUCCAGGUGCUGAGCAGGCUCCUCAUGCCAUUGGCAUGGACCAGAAGCAUGCUAUGUAA